UCUAGUAAUGGCUGUGUAACUGAGAGUUGAGUGUGUGUGUCUGCGUGUAUGCGCGUGCGGGGUUGUGUACUGUUGUGGGUGCAGGCGCAAAUGUGUUUUCGUAUCCCUAAUACUUUAUAGGAGUUCCCAGACGAAAAAAACCAUGUCUGAAUUAGAUGAUGCGUCCGCACCUGCAGAAGGGGCAGCCGAUGAGGCGCCAGCGGCGCCCGCGGUCAACCCGCAGCACCAGGCGGCAUCGAAGCGGAUCCAACAAACCCAAGCGCAAGUCGAUGAGGUGGUCGAUAUAAUGCGGACCAACGUAGAGAAGGUCCUCGAGCGCGACCAGAAGCUCUCUGAGCUAGACGAUCGGGCCGACGCUCUGCAACAGGGUGCUUCGCAGUUCGAGCAACAAGCAGGCAAACUUAAACGGAAAUUCUGGUGGAAAAACUGCAAGAUGAUCGCAAUUAUGGUUGCGAUUGGAGCUGUCCUUGUUCUGAUUAUUGCCAUGCAACUGAUGUAAGUCCAAAACCCACCCGGAUUUUGGGCUGAAAGGCCGCGACCCACCCAGCCAGAUUUUCAUUCGCGACAGAUCAUGUGGUACUAGAAUGUGAUAUGGUUUUGUCAUGUCGUUGUCAUCACUGGAAGUAAAGGGCACCAACGGGAAUACGAGAAACAGCUCAGACAGAACAUAGAUCAACUCGUAAGCAUGAUAAAUAAUCCACUAAAAAAAGAAUGCAAAACACAUAUGAAGAAAGAAACCAAGUUCACUAAAUAUAUGAUUGCAAAAGAAUUCUUCUGUCUUAAAGACCGGAACAGCUAUACAGAACAACAUUUACGAAAAAUGAUAAUGAGAACCUGUUAGCUUGAACAUUUGCCUACCAUCUGCGAAGCAAGCACAUCAGGCCUAUGUACCUCAAGUCGCAUAGGGUAUCGCUUCCCGGUGUCGAACUUGCUUCAACCGAUUCUCCAACGACAGCUCCAAGCGUGAUUCGAGCUUCGGUAGGCUAAAACGCCCAUGCAGGCAUCGUAGAACAUCGCUUCGCCACCCCAAGCAGACCAGAACAACAGGGCAAAUUUAACCACCACAUAUUAAUGCCGCAGAAUGUAAUAUAGCCGCUAUAAGAUACAUUUAUAUUAACUGCAAGCCCGAAGCCGCUGCUUCCGUGGCCGCUUUCCUAGCAGCGGUUCUGCUGCCAGUAAAUCUACAGAAGAAAAUCUGUUAUUUUAUGUUAUAAGAAGAAAACCAAACGUAAAGCUGAUUUUCGCGUCUAUCUAUUUACAUCUCUCGAUUUACUCUAACUGCGGCUAUUCUAGCGAUGGCCAGUUGUUAACAUUAAUAUGCCACGCUGUACAUGGCGAUUUUCCGAUCACUGAAGUAAAAGUUUACUGCCCGUAGAAACAGUAAAGGCAAGAAGAACGCCGAUCAGGGUGACAAGGAGAAUUACGAGAGGAACAAGAUAGAAGAAAUGAAACAUGGUGCGUUGUUGUAAAUUCUAAUAAGGGGACUGCUGCUGAUAAGGAAAUAUAGCUAGCAUCAGGAUAACAGAAAAAAGAGUCCUCCAAUUAAUGUAGCAGCAGCAUUAUCAGCUAACAUUCGAAGCAGUCGAAAAAAAAACAGAAAAGAUAAAAAAGAAAAAAACAUCAGAAAAUAUGAGAAAAACAGAAAACAAAGUGACGAGCAAAAGCAAUAGAGCUUUGACAGCGUGGAAAUCACUAUCAAGGUAAGUAGCAUAUGGAAGCAUUCUGCAAUUUUCGCUCACUAACUACACACACAUACAUAAGCGAUACAAUAAAAAAAAAACAGGUAACAGCGAAACCUCCGCACCUGACUUAUUCUCGAGCUAGUUCCCCUAACUCGCAUCUGGUAAAGGGCACGUUGUAAUCUGCACAGGAAAUAAUGUACUGACUGGCAGCCUUUACCAUCCACGUCAUAACGCCGUGACGUGCCUAACACAAGGCACGCACAGUUGUGUGACUAAUAACUUUUUCCGUUCUUGUCAAUCAUCCUGUCAGAAAUUCUGCCGCAUCGAUAAAAGGCAAGCGGCAAAUUCUGUUGUGCGAUAUGUAUAUAGAAAACGUUAACAAUAUGGCAAGUAUUUUCUUUGAUGAGGUUUUUGAUGCGUACAAGCUGCGCUCUUAUGGUCGUUCCUUUUACCUACCGGUCUCAUGUGAGCAGGAAGUUAUCGGGGUGAAAAAGCAACACUAAUACAAUCAUUUUCAUUUGCUCUCUCACUGUCUCCCCUAAUUUUCAGCAGCAAUGGGACAGCCAGGCCUUUUCGGUAGAUGAAGCGACUGCCGUCUGUUCAAUGUAUCGAUACCUACAAUAUAGGGCGAGGUGCGUAAUCGACUCUGCUGAAGCGGGUAGACUAAGCGAGUUCGAGAAAUUGAUUGACAGAACUAAAACUAAAAAAAAUUAUAGCUACAAUACAAGCCAAGCCGCUCGUUACACACUCAAAAUAGCGCCGCUUGGAGAUAACAACUUCUGAACAGAGAUCAUCUACCACGUUUCAGUGAGGGUGAUGCAAUGGUCACAUUUGUUACGUUAUAGAUCUGAGGCUUACGUGACCGGGUGUGAAAUGCAUAAGUUGAUAAGCAGUUAGAGCAAGACUAAUCGAAAAAGACCAAUAGAUAGACGCAAUCAAAUAUAACACAAUUAGUGACGAGCACUAUUAAGAUGAUGAUCCAAAUGACAAUAAUAGCCCCCCUGAACCAAGCGGUCUGUUGCUGCGACAGCGGCACAACGAUAUAAAAUGGUUGCCGAAUGUCAUAAUAAAUUUUGAACGGAAUUAGAGUUGGUAGCUUUUCGAAAACUGUCGGCUUAGCGGCUUGUAUAAUCUUAUUUGUAUAGCCACAAUAGCAGAAGAAGUCCAGGUUAAGAAAGCCCACCGAAAACAAAAACAGCAUCUCUAACUUGGAGUUCUGCCAUGAGCUAAAUCACAUACAAAUUACGGCUCCACACAACAGCCGUGAUACCACAGGGAACCACGCUUAGACCCGUGUUCACCUCAAAACAGCUAACUGACCGAGCUGUUUACUUAAAAAAAUUUGCGCCGAUAGCGUGUGCCGAGAGCUGUGCAAGAAAGGGGUAUAGCCUAUACAAUGAGGCCAAGCCUCCAGGAACACCUAGGAAAACUAAGCGCAUAGGCGGCACAGGAUGACGCAAUAUUGCUGAUGAACUUCUGCUAUUGAUUGAUUGAUUGUCGCAAGACUGUGGUGUACAGCUGAUUUUCGUCGACCUGUACCGUUUCUCGUAAAUGGACACUGGGUCCGUAUAAAAGGAAUUACCCCGGGAACUAGCCACGCCUUAUCGAUAGUUAGCAUCUAUAUAGACCUACCUAUACAAUUCAUUUGACGACGAGUACGAUUAUGAAGAUUAUGACGACAGAAAAAUAAUGCCUAGUCUAGAGCGCUGUGUCGGUCGAAAGUAACCGAGCGCCAUGAGCUCUUGCAGCUUGACAUAUGUAAUGACGGUAAUAAUGGUAAGUGAUAAGACAAUAUUAGUCAUAAUGGCAUAUUUCUGCACACUCUUCCAAGGCGCAGCUCCUUUCUGCUGAUCAUUGACAUUCAAACCUCGAUCGAAUACGAUAAAUGGCAAAUAAUCCUACACGAUAAGCAUAAGGCAACAUUUUCUUGCAACGGGGCCAAGCCGGCUAGAAGAGAAUCACGACAGUAACAACAGAAAAUACGGACGUUAAGCGACUGCAGUAACAUUGAAAUGUAAUACUGCCACAGACUUGUUGGAAAGCGUAAUGCACGGAACGAAAUCCAAGAUGUAAAUUGAAAAUUGCCGAACUAUCAACUACUCGAUUCGCCUCGUGAUUAAUGGGUCCUUUCAACUCUAAUACCAAUUAUCAUGUCUGAAUUACGUUAUUUCGAUUUAACGGAAAGUGGAGGCAGUUAGAGUGUGGUACUGACUGUUUUCAUUCCCGUGCUCGGCGACUGAUUCCGCUCGACCGUGGCAACGAACAACUACAAAAAGGCUUGUAGCAAACAAAAAAACGAUAGUACUAAUUAUAAGGCCAACAUUAUGUACGUAUUAAAGUCAAGAAAAAGCAUAGCUGUUGCAAAAACAAGACCUUGCGAAUCCAUCUAAUGUGCGUCUUAUCUCCACGCGAACUUCUAUGCCAGAACGUUGUGUAACGUUUUCUAGUAAAUUCUGUGACCAUUGCUUCGAACGAAUCGUCGUUAUAGCGGCUUUGUGAACGUAAGUAUAUUACAGAUUUGCUGCACGCGAUGCCUAUCGAAUUUUUUCAUCUUACAUGUGAUUCUUCGCUAUAUCGACCAGUAACUCUUCAAUAUGCAGUCGGUUACGAAAAAACGAAACUAUAUCUAGCUAUGUAAAACUUACCUGAUAAGGUCUAUUGUCAAUUCGAUUUGUUUCUGGAAACCAUCAGCUCGCACGUAACAUAGAGAACGCAGAAAUUCGGUAACUGAAAACACGAGCAGUCGGUUUCAGUAACGUUCGUCUCCCAUCAAGUACGAUUCAGACGAAACAAUCAACCUAACCCGAUAGAAUGUACCUUAAGGCGGGUAGAAAACGAUAUCAAUAAGACGUGUAUUUACGUACGACAACAGCUAAUGUUGCUACUAAAAACAGAGCUACACAUAUUUGUAGGGUAAUAUAUUCAUGAAGAAGUUUUCGGCAGCGACGCCAAACAUGUUCAGCGGGUAGACGAUUACCAAAGCGAAAAGAAAUAGUGCGACUGAGCAUACAAUUCAUAUAGAGCAUAGAGAAAACAUAAAUAAAGACUAAAUCAUACACACACACACACAGUCACGCUAACAACAGUUGUACGAAUAACAGCACUACUGACUAAUGAACAGGAUGAUAAUGAUGAAGUACUGCAUACUAAAGUAGUUGGUGACUUUGAUAAUUAUAAUCACGAUAAUAUGAUGAUCAUGAUCGACCUGAGCAGACGCAAAUGAGCGCAGAGAGCGAGCGUGCGAGCAAGAGAGAGAGAGAGAGAGAGAAAGCGAGAGAAAUAGAGAGAGAGAGAGAGAGAAAGUGGAGUACUUGGGGAGUAGGAAGCGAGGAAGAGACAAAAAAUGGGCCUAAUGAAAACAUCGUAAUAACACAACAGAAUACGAGUAAUAGAAAAAGCAAACAAGAAGGAAGACGAGGUAUAAUAUCUAGGGUAAAGAGGUAAACCAUAGAUUAAAACAAGAACUAAGAGGAAAUGAGUACGCCGAAAACAACUGAGCCACGGACGACAAUGGCAGGGCGUGCGUUGGCUGGUAAACGAAUUGGAAUAACGGGUGCGUGUCGGCGGCCGCCACUCAAUAUCACACGAGCAUGAAUAAAGGAGAACAAAAAUAAGAGUUUCACACCAAUAAAAAAGCGGCAAAUUGAAUAAAUAUGUAAAACAAACAAAGCUAACAUUGAGGAACAAAACGCAAAUGGUAACAGAAAAACAAAUAGCAACAGCAACAACGACAACAACAACAACAGCAGCAGCAGCAGUAGCAAAAACAACGACAAAAACCAUACGAUGCCACGAUAACAAAUUUAGCAUAAAGACAAAAAGGGUUUGUUAAACGGCUGUCAAAUAGCAAAAGAUGACAUGGGAAUGAGAAAAAAACAGGUGUGCGCAUUGUUAAGGAGGGGGGGGGGGGGGGGGGCAGAAGCACAAGAAGGCAAGAAUGAAGGAGAAAAUACGCAGCCGACAACAGGGAAGCAACAGCAUAAAACGAUAGACACGAAGAACGCGACGAAAAAACGGAGUAAAAA
Messenger RNA from Varroa destructor (honeybee mite), 5707 nucleotides. Its product is annotated as neuronal synaptobrevin-like. Gene Ontology annotation, biological process: vesicle-mediated transport. Gene Ontology annotation, cellular component: membrane. The record is from RefSeq and is a predicted model, not a curated record. NCBI's taxonomy places the organism in Eukaryota, Metazoa, Arthropoda, Arachnida, Mesostigmata, Varroidae.